AUGGCGCUGAGUCAGGGGAGAAGGUCAGCAUCAAGGUCAGGGGAGAAGGUCAUCAAGGUCAGGGGGAGAAGGUCAGCAUCAAGGUCAGGGGGAGAAGGUCAGCAUCAAGGUCAGGGGGAGAAGGUCAGCAUCAAGGUCAGGGGGAGAAGGUCUCAAGGUCAGGGGAGAAGGUCAGCAUCAAGGUCAGGGGGAGAAGGUUCAGCAUCAAGGUCAGGGGAGAAGGUCAGCAUCAGGUCAGGGGGAGAAGGUCAGCAUCAAGGUCAGGGGGAGAAGGUCAGAUCAAGUCAGGUCAGGGUCAGGGGAGAAGGUCAGAUCAGCAGGUCAGAGAAGUCAGGGUCAGGAGAAGGUCAGCAUCAAGGUCAGGGGGAGAGGUCAGCAUCAAGGUCAGGGGGAGAAGGUCAGCAUCAAGGUCAGGGGAGAGAGGGUCAGCAGCAUCAAAGGUCAGGGGGAGAAGGUCAGCAUCAAGGUCAGGGGGAGAAGGUCAGCAUCAAGGUCAGGGGAGAGAAGGUCAGCAUCAAGGUCAGGGGGAGAAGGUCAGGGUCAGGGGGAGAAGGUCAGCAUCAAGGUCAGGGAGAGGUCAGCAUCAAAGUCAGUCAGCAUCAAGGUCAGGGGGGAGAAGGUCAGCAUCAAGGUCAGGGGGGAAGUCAGGGUCAGCAGCAUCAAGGUCAGGGGAGAAGGUCAGCAUCAAGCAGGGUCAGCAUCAAGGUCAUCCAUCAAGGUCAGGGGGAGAAGGUCAGCAUCAAGGUCAAGCAGCAUCAAAGUCAGGGAGGGUCAGGGGAGAAGGUCAUCAAGGUCAGGGGGGAGAGGUCAGCAUCAAGGGGGUCAAGGUCAGCAUCAAGGUCAGGGGGAAAGGUCAGCAAGGUCAUCAGCAUCAAGGGUCAGGGGGGAGAAGGUCAGCAUCAAGGUCAGGAGAAGGUCAGCAUCAAGGUCAGGGGGAGAAGGUCAGCAUCAAGGUCAGGUCAAGAAGGUCAGGGGGGAGAAGGUCAGCAUCAAGGUCAGGGGAGAAGUCAGCAUCAAGGUCAGGCCAGCAUCAGGGCUCCAGAGAAGGUCAGCAUCAAGGUCAGGGGGAGAAAGGUCGAUUCAUCUCAAGGUCAGGGGGAGAAGUCAGCAUCAAUCAGGGGGAGACGUCAGUUUCAGCAUCAAGGUCAGGGGGAGAAGGUCAGCAUCAGGUGGAGCAUCAAGGUCAGGGGAGAUCAGCAUCAAGCGUCACAGCGCUCAGCAUCAAGGUCAGGGGAGAGGUCAGCAUCAAGGUCAGGGGGAGAAGGUCAGGUCAGGGGAGAAGGUCAGCAUCAAGGUCUCAGGGUUCUGUCAUCCAGUCAUCAAUCACAGCAGCAUCAAGGUCUUCAGCACAGGUCAGGGGGAGAAGGUCAGCAUCAAGUCAGGGGAGAAGGUUCAGCAUCAAGGUCAGGGGGAGAAGGUCAGCAUGUCAGGGGGAUCAGCAUCAAGGUCAAAAAAAAACACGAAAUUAAAUGGCUUUCGAAGCUGACGUGUUAUGAAGGACACCCUGUAACACCUACGCACACGAAAGCCACUCCAAUUAGCGAUAUUCCCUGA
Messenger RNA from Penaeus vannamei (Pacific white shrimp), 1554 nucleotides. The record is from RefSeq and is a predicted model, not a curated record. Lineage: Eukaryota; Metazoa; Arthropoda; Malacostraca; Decapoda; Penaeidae.